UCAACCAACAAAAAGCGCGUCGGGACCAAUUCGGGCAGUCACCAAUUGCUGCUAGCACUGUUCGCUCGAGUACAGCGAAACAGGGCUCCUUGCUGUUAAGCGAAGAGAAUACGGCCGUAAGCAUUGACAUGGCCGCAAGUGAUACAACACCAUUGCUGGGUGCAGUCUGAGGUAGUGGAAUUCAGACGCAGCAGCAGAUUGCAUUAUAUGAUGACUCCGAUAGUUACGUGCAACAGCGGGCUGAGACUAUGCAGAACAUUGAAUCGACUAUUGUCGAGCUAGGCGGUAUAUUUCAACAAUCAGCACAUAUGGUUAAGGAGCAAGAGGAGAUUGUGGAGCGUAUCGAUACAAACAUACAAGAUGCCGAAUUGAACAUAGAAGCGGCGCAUGGUGAAAUAUUGAAUUUUCCUUAUAUAAUAACGAAUAUGUUUGUGACACGGCAAGAUUUUAACAAGUUCAGAUGCGCGGUCUUAAAGUUGUGGGUUUUUAAAUACAUAAAUAUAUAAUAUCCUAUUCAUAUACAUACAUAUAAAAAACACUAAUGUAAUAAUGAAAUUAAGUCUUAUAUGCCACGUGAAACACGAUAGCUUUUAGAAGCAGUCACGUAGGGUUAGACACUAAUUCUGCCAAUAAUAAAAUUACUUCACUUAGUUUCACUUUUUUUCAAAAUUAGUAGAGAUGAUCCUGUGUAAUAAAGAACCGAUUUAUGUAAUCAUAAAUAUAUAAAGAAAAGUUUAAAGCUAAAUAAAAUAGAAAUUGUUAUUGGCAAUAAGUACAUGUGCUUGUUUAUUAAUAAUUCAAAUAUUAUGUUCAAACAAAUUUAAGUGAAAGGUAUGCAAUUUCAAGAAAAAAGCAAUUGCUUAGUUUUUAUCCAUACGGCUUAACAUUUCCGGUAGGAAGCAGAAGGUCAGUAUGUAUAAAUAAAAAGCUUUAUCAAGGGAACGUGUUAUAUUUUCAAAUAACAAAUAAAUAAAAAAUACAUCGUAAUGAAAUGUUGCCGUUUAUUGCAUGUGAUCUGAUGCCGGAUUCAAUUUAUAGGUUCUCGUAGGUAGCUCGUUCUCGAAGUCAUCAGUGGUGAAGUGUUUUACACAGAUGACGCUGGUUCGGGCGUUGAAAUCCGUUGGUCUCCGGCAGAACUGGAUCCACUUUUCAACCAACUCAAUGUCGGCCAGAAAAGUAAAAAAAACUGCACCCAGAUCCUUUGGCACUAACACUAGCACAAUUAACCACUGCACACCUCAUUUUUUUCUUUAAUUUAUAACUUUUUUAUAAGUUUUCACAAAAAACAAAACAACGCUCAAAAUCUUUCCAAUUUGUAAAUUUGUGAAGUUGAAAUAACCUAAAAUGUCACGAACCAGAAAAUGUAAACAAAAGUAUUGUGUGACGUCAGCGAAUGGGUGGAUGCUGUCAAAUCGACGAAGGGAGGGUUAGCGGUCCGCGAAUGGCGCGACCU
Rhagoletis zephyria (snowberry fruit fly) is the source of this 1453-nucleotide messenger RNA. Its product is annotated as syntaxin-5-like. NCBI's taxonomy places the organism in Eukaryota, Metazoa, Arthropoda, Insecta, Diptera, Tephritidae. Gene Ontology annotation, molecular function: SNARE binding; SNAP receptor activity. Gene Ontology annotation, biological process: vesicle fusion; endoplasmic reticulum to Golgi vesicle-mediated transport; intracellular protein transport. Gene Ontology annotation, cellular component: SNARE complex; Golgi membrane; endomembrane system. The record is from RefSeq and is a predicted model, not a curated record.